This is a messenger RNA of Gossypium raimondii (Peruvian cotton), 410 nucleotides long. RefSeq lists its product as uncharacterized. Lineage: Eukaryota; Viridiplantae; Streptophyta; Magnoliopsida; Malvales; Malvaceae. The record is from RefSeq and is a predicted model, not a curated record. The transcript is spliced from 2 exons. The coding region runs from base 1 to 303 and encodes 100 amino acids.
AUGGAGGAGAUGAAGUACUCGCCACUGUCAAACACUUCGACAACCACCACUACUGCCGACGGCAACAGAGAGCAAGGGACGUCUUCGAUGUUGUCGCGAAUCAAGAAAGAUUGCUUUGCUUUUGGAGUUUCAUUGCAAGAGGGAUUUCGAUACGUUAAAGCAACCUUAGUUGGUCUGGCAAAAAAGCUGAAAGCAAGAGAUGAGCAGGAAGCGGCAAUAGCUGAUUUACAAGCUCAAAAAAUGCAGGUUAAAGCAGCUGAUGAAGCUGAAGAUACCAAGAAAAAAAAAUACAAAUCCACGUAAUCGAAAUACAUAACAAUACAUUCAUGUUCAUGUAACAUGUUGCUUUCUUUUCGUACAGUUGUAAAUAAAACCUCUUCGUUUAUGAAUAAUAAGUAGAUAUAAAAGAA